GCCAGCAGCGUCACUGGCGGGAUCGGGGCUUCCUGUCAGUCCAGGUAAGGGGGCGGGGCUUCACGGCUCAUCAAGGUGUGGUCCGGGUUGUUUUUAGCAGCAGUUUCAGUCGAAGGAGCUCAGGUGAAGACAAACAGGUGAGUCCCACGGAGGUCAGCGCGAGCUGCUCACCUUCAUCUGAACGGAGUUUUGCUGUUUUUAACGAUUCUAAUCCAGUAGAUUCUUCAGGAAUGUCUUCCUCCAGACACAAAGAAAGUCCUCCUCCCUACGAUGAAGGGGGAGCCUUCAUCGCCCCGUCCCAGCCGGCGUACUCAUACUACGCCGACGAGGAGAUCCAGCACUUCUACCGCUGGACGUCCCCGCCGGGCAUCAUCAAGAUCAUGGCCAUCAUCGUCAUCCUCCUGUGCGUGGCCAUCUUCGCCUGUGUGGCGUCCUCGCUGGCUCACGACAGCGCCGGCGCCUUGUCCAGCUUUGGUGGCUACGCACCAGGAUACGGUGGCGGCGGAUACGGCGGCAGCAGCUACGGCGGCGGCGGAUACGGCGGCAGCAGUUAUGGUGGCGCUUAUGGCGGCGGGUACGGCGGAUCGUCGUACGGCGGGAUGUACACGGAUCCCCGGCAGGGCAAAGGGUUCUUCAUCGCUCUGGCAGUGAUCGUCUUCAUCUUCGCUCUGGUCGUCUUCAUCAUCAUCGUGUCCCACCAGAGUUUGUCGGAGAGCAGGAAGUUCUACCUGGCCACGGUGAUCAGCAGCGCCAUCCUGGCGCUGCUGAUGUUGAUCGGCACCAUCGUGUACCUGAUGGCGGUGAACCCCUCGGCCCAGUCGUCCGGCUCGGUGUACGGUAACCAGAUCGCCAUGCUGUGCGCUCCGUACACGCAGCAGCAGAUGCAGGGCCCGUUGGUCAACCAGUACCUGUAUUACUACUGCGUGGUGGAGCCUCAUGAGGCCGUCGCCGUCGUGUUCGGGUUCCUGGCCACCGCCGCCCUCAUCAUUAUGCUGGUCUUUGCGGUGAAAACUCGCCAGAAGAUCAUCAGCUACGGGAAGAACAACAUCUUCUGGAAACGAGUGAAGAACGUUGAGGAAGAGGCUCCUCAGGAUGUAGCCGCCUGGGUGAACGAGACGGCGGCUCCUCGUUCAGAAGACGGUUUGUCCAGCUAUCCCGAGAAACGGAGAGGUUCCACCAACUAUCUGGACGAGGAAAACAUCUAUGACAGACCUCCGUCUGCCGAAACCCCUCAACCCGUACUCGAGCAUCAAGCGCUGCAGAACGCUGCUCCUUACAACAGUUCCUCUGAGAUUGCCAGUUCAUACGGAAUGCCUAAAAAGCCGCGUCCAGGACGGCCGCGCCGCAUCAACGGACAGGACUACGACACCGACUACAACUCCUCUGGAGACGAGCUGGACGACGACGACUUUGACGGUGAAUUUCCUCCAAUAAGAAACGAACAGGAGCGCAACAGCUACAAGCGGGAGUUUGACAAAGAUCAUAACGAGUACAAGAGCCUGCAGGCAGAGCUGGAUAACAUCAACAGGAAGCUGUCGGAACUGGACGGAGAGCUGGACGAGCUGGAGGAGGGAAGCCCGCAGUACCUGGAUACUUUGGAGGAGUACAACUUCAUCAGGGACUCCAAGAAGAAUCCAGACUACCGCAUGAAGAAGCGCAGGUGUAAACACCUGAAGGCCAAACUGAACCACAUCAAGAAGAUGGUCAGCGACUAUGACCGCAGAGCCUGAACAGGCCUUUGAGGGCCCAUCAACCACUGUAAGCCGGGACUGGCACUUGUGAGGGAACAGCCCCCCCUUCAGGACAUCAUCAUAAACAACAGUCAGAACAGCGGCGGGUCCAGAAGAGGAGGAGCCAAUCGGCUGCUUCUGAAAGUUGCUUGUAUUUAUUAGCCUAAUGUGAAGCGGUGCGGCGUGAACAUAACGCCAUGUGUGUGGACGGUUUGAGAGGGAAAUCACUGUUUAAUUCUCUUUGAAUCUUUAUGUUACUCUGUGUAAAUACGAGGGCUUGUUUUACCACGGCUUGUUUUUUAUGCAACAUAAACACUUAAACGUGAUUUUUAAUCUAAGACAUUGAUGAUCUUUAAUGACUUUUAAUGCUUUUUUGUAAUAAACAAAUCAAUUAAGAACUUUUUUAA
Messenger RNA from Oryzias melastigma (Indian medaka), 2137 nucleotides. It is a transcript of the gene oclna, whose product is annotated as occludin a. Lineage: Eukaryota; Metazoa; Chordata; Actinopteri; Beloniformes; Adrianichthyidae. The coding region runs from base 231 to 1730 and encodes 499 amino acids. The transcript has 9 exons. The record is from RefSeq and is a predicted model, not a curated record. Gene Ontology annotation, cellular component: bicellular tight junction; cytoplasmic vesicle; apical plasma membrane. Gene Ontology annotation, biological process: bicellular tight junction assembly.